GGGUAUUUGAUGAAAUUAAAUUUUAUUUCUGAAGUAUUUGAAUUGACCGCGAAAAUUGUGGCGCGGUAGAUGCGACGCAGUGGAUUUCUAGUGUGGCACCGGCGAAGACGGCGUGUUGUAUUAUCCUGGUGAAUUUCCAGGGCGAAUGCCAUAAGAAUUGAAUAAUCUGACAAUCCGAUUGAGGAGAUAAAGAGGAUUGAGAAAUGGAUUCGAUUCAAGCUGGUGCACUCUCUGGUGCUGACAGAGAAGAAUUCAUGCAGGAGGUGAAACAGCAAAUUGCUGUUGCCAAUGCCCAGGAGUUGCUCACGAAAGUCACGGAGAAGUGCUUCAAGAAGUGCGUCACAAAGCCAGGAACUUCCCUUGACAGCUCUGAACAGAAAUGCGUGGCAAUGUGUAUGGACCGAUAUAUGGAUGCAUUUAACGUCGUCUCGAGGGCGUACAGCCAAAGACUACAGAGAGAACGUAAUCGAAUGUAAAUAGAGGAAAUCAAUUGACAAAUUGUAAGGGACGGGGUCUAUUAUUCACUGGAGGCUGAAUAAAAAUUGUUGAAUUGUAAAAGAAAAACUGUCACUGCCUGAAAAAAAAUAUAUAACUGCCACACAAGUGGAAAAUUCGACAAAAUCUCAACUUUUUUAGUUUAAGAGAAAAAUUAUAGCGAUUAUCUGUAAAUACACUGUUUUAUUUCAGCUGAAAUUACAAUCAUUACAAUGACCUUUACAAUUACACUCGUAGGAACAGCAUCGUUAAAUCUACCAAUUGUUUGCACACAAAUUCUUAAAUAAAUCCAAAUAAUUUCCA
Fopius arisanus is the source of this 798-nucleotide messenger RNA. RefSeq names its product mitochondrial import inner membrane translocase subunit Tim13-B. The coding region runs from base 204 to 476 and encodes 90 amino acids. The record is from RefSeq and is a predicted model, not a curated record. The transcript has 3 exons. NCBI's taxonomy places the organism in Eukaryota, Metazoa, Arthropoda, Insecta, Hymenoptera, Braconidae.